UGAUUUCUUACACCUUCAACCGCAUUUGCCAGUCUCACACUGUCCUAAGGAACAACAGCAUCAUUGGGCUUGACUCUACUCUGUGAACAUCCAUCUGCUCUUUUUCAUCAGCUUGGCUUACCAUUCUCCUGUGUGCUCCCUGGUCGGCAUUCACAAUGAAGCUCCUUUCUGUGAUCUUGACUGCAAUGCUUGCUGUGCUCUCCUUCCCUACUCCCAGUGCCGCUGCUCCGACCCAAGACUCGACCGAGGUGGAUGCCAUGGCAAACGACGUCAGCGGGACCUUGAACCCUUUCAACGACUCCUCGAGCUCCAUACAGCCAACCAAAUGGGCUUGGAUUGUCUUCUGCACUACCGACGACCGCACUUUUCUCACCCGUUGCUCCAACCUUCCAAAGAGAGGGAACGAGACCAGUGACGAACCUAAUGGAGACGAUGGACCGAUCGAUACACAGGUGCAGCCUCGUGGUGAUACUCAGGGAGAUUCCAUGAAUUAUUACAAUUUGUACACAUCUCAAUGCCGGAGUAUCUGUACAUGUGCAGAUAAUGGUGACUUCUCUUGCAGCUUGUAUGGAUCCUGUAAUCCGGCAGCAGUCUGGCAGAACUGCAUCGAAAUCGGUCAGUGCCAAUGCGCUUUCAAGGAGGUCUUGGCCGGCAAUACUGCGUCGUUGGGCUCGUACAAUUUCAACGGUGGUAGCGCUAUCAAUGGAGGCUCCGGCUCCAACUGGGUUCGCGAUGUUGACAAACAACAGCCGGGAGAAGAAGAUGCCCAUCAAGUGAUCCGGCAUGUGUCAAACGAGGCUUGAUGAUACUGAUCCGGCGGAAGUAUCACAACAAAGACCCGAGACUCCGAACGUGCCAGCUGGGACCUUAGGAAGCCGGACACCGUGAGUUGUGGGCAUCAUGUGCAAAAGGAGGUUUUGGUUUCUUGGCCGAAGAGGGUAAAAUGAAAAAGUGGUCGGUGGAUGAGUUGGCGGCUGCAUGCCGGAGGCUAUUGUCUGACCUCGCUUCCAAUACGGAGCACAAGGUCUCAGUAUAGG
Messenger RNA from Exophiala viscosa, 1037 nucleotides. RefSeq lists its product as uncharacterized. The transcript has 3 exons. The record is from RefSeq and is a predicted model, not a curated record. Lineage: Eukaryota; Fungi; Ascomycota; Eurotiomycetes; Chaetothyriales; Herpotrichiellaceae. Bases 156 to 803 code for a protein of 215 amino acids.